Paraphaeosphaeria sporulosa is the source of this 987-nucleotide messenger RNA. Its product is annotated as mitochondrial import inner membrane translocase, subunit Tim21. The record is from RefSeq and is a predicted model, not a curated record. Gene Ontology annotation, biological process: protein import into mitochondrial matrix. Lineage: Eukaryota; Fungi; Ascomycota; Dothideomycetes; Pleosporales; Didymosphaeriaceae. Gene Ontology annotation, cellular component: TIM23 mitochondrial import inner membrane translocase complex. The coding region runs from base 329 to 760 and encodes 143 amino acids. The transcript is spliced from 2 exons.
CUGAACUCUUUCGCAAACGGCGCAAGUCCAAACAGCACUCACUAUGGCGGCGAUAUACAAGCCCACCGAAGCGAUCCAGCUCCUUCGCCCCAUCACGAAACGACCCGUUUGUGUACAACGGAGACGGGCGGCGCGCGUAGCAUUCUCUACGUCUCGGCCCACACGAUCAACAGAAACGAGCAAAGGUCCUCCACAGCCUACAAGGAGGGCAGUCACAAUCGCCAAUGACACAGGCGCGGUACGGUGGAGUGAAUUGUCGCCAGGAGAAAAGGCGUCGCGAACUGUGCAGCAGUCCUUCAACCUGUCCGUAGUCCUCGUGGGCAUCGUCAUGACAUGUGGCGUGGGCUACUUCCUCUUCGCCGACGUCUUCAGCCCCGACUCCAAGACCGCACACUUCAACCGCGCGACAACCGCCAUCCGCGCCCACCCCGAAUGCCAGCGCCUGCUCGGCCCCGGAAACGAAAUCGCGGCGCACGGCGAAGCGUCGUGGUCGCGCUUGGCUCGCAAUCGGUACCUGUCGUCUAGCACUGAGACGGACAAGUGGGGCACCGAGCACUUGAGGUUCAGGUUCUACGUCGAGGGACCGUUGGGACAGGGCGUUGCGCAUGUGCAUCUAACCAAGAGGCCCAGCCAGAACGAGUACGAGUACCAUACGCUGGCGGUGGAUGUGAAGGGUCACCAGAGGGUAUAUCUAGAGAAUGCGGAUGGGAAGGCAGGGGGAAAGGUUGCGCCCAAGAUCUUUGGCGCGCGGUGGUGGUGAACGGAUGAUAGAGAUAUUGGCCGAGUAAAAGUACGGGUUCCAGUCGUGGAACUUGGACGUGUAGGAUAGGAGCACCCAAAAGUACUUGGGAGUGUCUUAGCGUCUGUCGUAAAGGUGUUCAAGUUGACGCAGCCUCCUUUUUGCACGAGGACACGCAACAUAAUUUCCGCACCAUUAUCAUGAUAGACCCUAGCAAAGAACUUAUGAGCACAGAACAAAUACGCAGA